AUGGUAGUGUGUUUUUUGCAGUUUGUUGAUAGCAUGCUCCAGGAAGUUAAUGAAGGGAAUCUUCAUGGACAAAGCAAUUUCUGCAGCAUCUGUCCUGAACUUUUUUGGGAUAAUGACUGUGCAGAAAGCCUUGAGGUUAAAUGUGCUUCCCAGAACACAUCAUGUAUUAGAAAUUUCAGAUCAGAUUUGCAAACCAAAAGCAUUGGAAUACAUAGUGAUGCUGGAGAAUUCUCAGACUUGUCAAAUGCUCUUAAUUCUCCAUAUGAUGCUGCUACACCUGAUCGAGAUGCAUUUUUGUUCGAUGAUGUAAGCACCGAUCAACUUCCUGAUGUGUUCAGAAGCACUUUGGGAUGGGAUACAUCAGUGGAGGACAAGCAGUCUCUGGAGCAUCAUAUACUCUUUGAAUUGCAGAACCUGACUGAAAUUAACAAAUUUUCCAGUCCCUCGCAAUGCAGCUCUAUGCCAAAUGAGAUUGAUGAUGAAACAAUAUGGAUUCCAAAAAAUCUUUUUGAAGAAGUGUCUAGUCCAUUCGGAAGUAUAUUUGAUACCACCAAACUGGUGGUUGGAAUAGGUGCUGAGAAGCCAGUGCAGUGUGGUAGGGAUGUUCGAGUGGGAAAUUUUUCUGAGGCACACAAGACUCAUUUGGGAGAUGAAGACAGUGCAGUUAUAACAAAUAAGAGAUUACGCAAACCUACUCGAAGAUAUAUUGAAGAAACAUCAGAUUUGAAAUCCAGAUGCUGCAGAGAAACUAGAGGUUUAGUUAUUCAGAAACAAAGAGGUCUGCAUGCCUCCAGAGUUCAGCGUCGGAAAAAUGCUGCAGUUAUGGGAAAUGAGACUAUAAUAAGCAAGGGUGAAUUCUUAACUGCCGAUGAAUCUAGAGCAACAUAUGCUUUAAGGUUUCCAAAGUCUGAGUUACGAAAUAAUGCAUCAGAAGACUGGACCAGAACAGUUAGAAAUGAGAAAAGUGGGAUUAGAAGGAAACAUCAUAGACUUUGGACACUUCCAGAAGUGAUGAAGCUCAUUGAAGGUGUCUCCCAUUAUGGAGUUGGCAGAUGGACAGAUAUCAAGAGGCUCCUAUUCGCAACAUCUGCUUUCCGCACAUCUGUGGAUCUCAAGGAUAAAUGGAGAAACCUUUCGAGAGCUAGUGCUGCUCAGUUACAUGACAGAAAGCAGUGUUACACUGUCCAGUUGCAUUUUAUCCCCAAUGACUCGUCACUUUGGAGGUGUCCGAUAUUUGUUGAUGGAAACUUGUCUGUCUAUAUUCGUCAAAGCAUUGCAAAAUUUCUUGCGAGUUCUUAA
Musa acuminata AAA Group (dessert banana) is the source of this 1299-nucleotide messenger RNA. RefSeq lists its product as uncharacterized. Lineage: Eukaryota; Viridiplantae; Streptophyta; Magnoliopsida; Zingiberales; Musaceae. The record is from RefSeq and is a predicted model, not a curated record. The coding region runs from base 1 to 1299 and encodes 432 amino acids. The transcript has 6 exons.